CUCUUACCACCAUCAUCGCUGCAAUAAUCGAAUCCAUUCCAUAUCCUUUGAAAAUAACAGAUGCCUCAAGAAGUUCUGACAGGCGGGUACUAUCGAUACACAGAUAUCUGGUUCGACUGGGCGGAGAACAAUACAACAGAUCGUCCGCGAUUAAAAGCGAUGUUGGCCCAUGAUUCCUUGGUGAGCCCCGAUCAUCCACUGCACAUCGAAGGCGUGGAGGGCGUACAGCUGUACAUGGGACAGCUUCAUAAUGGGGAGUCACGUAUUCUGUUCUCCUCAAAACAAGUCGAUUAUGUGCGCUACUGGCUUCACGCCAUGAAGCUCACGGAAAAUAUGGUUCCCCUUCCAUAUUCCAACUGCCUUCUUACCAAGGCUGAUCUCAAGACCGUCUCCCCCGUAAUUUACAAAACUGGAGGCGAUCUCAAAUUAGCCUGCACGAAUAUGACCAAGUUUAACAAGCGUCUCAAGGGCUCAAACCCUCUCUUGAUGUCCAGGCGCCUUGCCUUUGAACGUGUUCGCUCCUUCUGGGCGGAGAAAAAGGGUGUUUGGUGUGCAAUGGAUUUUGAAGGAUGGGAGAGAGAACACGCUAUGAUAACAGAAUUUGGGUGGAGCGUUGUUCGAUGGGAUAAAGGUGUAGAAGUGGCGGAUCACGGCCAUCUCAAGGUGAAGGAAGCCCUGAAUUACAGGAAUGGUGUAUACGUGGCUGAUAACCGUAUGAAUUACGACUUUGGUGAAAGCCAGGUUAUCUCCAAAAGAGAGCUCCCCAAGUUCAUUGAGAAGAUGAUUCAAGAUUUAGCGGAGUACGGUGCCAUCUUCUUGGUCUUCCAUGAUAACUCCCAAGACAUCAAGUACCUUCGACAGAUCGAAGCCCCGAUAGAGGGUUACUCUCACAUACUGCCAGAUGCCGUCCCUGAAACUGGCGUCUAUGUGGUUGAUACUGCAGACCUUUUUGGUGGUUUAUUGGGUGAAGACUCGCCCGGAAAUAAGCGUGGUCUUGAACAGAUGUGCCACCACCUCCUGGUCCCCACCCAACAUCUCCACAAUGCAGGAAACGAUGCCUAUUACACUCUUACUGCAUUAAAGUCAAUGGCAACAGAAGGUCCUCUUGAUGCUCAAAGAGAGAAGAGGUGGCCAAACCACACUGGUCCUCGCGGAGGCGUGAAAGUCGAGUUUACUGCAGAAGAGGAGGACAGCGACUCCGAUUUCUACUAAGGUUUGACAACUGAAUCCGUAUCUUGACAAAUAUCUUUGUAUUUUACCCGUUGUAUGUAAGUAACCAUGUACCAGUUCAAUUGUUUUUUGGAAUUACCAGCGUCGCGUCGCAGACUACUGGAUGCAAGAUCCGAAAUAAAUUAAUCCUCCUUGGUAUCUUUACCGC
Messenger RNA from Guyanagaster necrorhizus, 1378 nucleotides. RefSeq lists its product as uncharacterized. Gene Ontology annotation, molecular function: nucleic acid binding. Gene Ontology annotation, cellular component: nucleus. The record is from RefSeq and is a predicted model, not a curated record. The coding region runs from base 61 to 1212 and encodes 383 amino acids. Lineage: Eukaryota; Fungi; Basidiomycota; Agaricomycetes; Agaricales; Physalacriaceae. The transcript has 9 exons.